Molecule: messenger RNA, 603 nt
Organism: Nannospalax galili (Upper Galilee mountains blind mole rat)
Lineage: Eukaryota; Metazoa; Chordata; Mammalia; Rodentia; Spalacidae
Product: gastrokine-3-like
Exons: 6
Coding region: 1-603 (200 amino acids)
Biological process (GO): regulation of cell population proliferation
Source: RefSeq, a predicted model, not a curated record
AUGGGCAAGAGAAAUAAGGGUGUGUUUCAAAAGUGUGACUAUGAUAAUUGGCCACAGACUCUGUUCUGGAUAACACCUUCCAUCCUUGUGACCAUCUUCCUAGUUCCAUCUCUGGCCCUGUCGAACACAAGUAACAGCCACCUUCUGGAUGGCUCUGUGGGAACCCAGACUGUCCAUGUCGACGCCCUCCACCUUACAGUCAGCAUCCAAGACAGCAAUGUUUUGAGUGAAUGGAAUGGAAUUGUGGACUACAAGAAUGCCCUCCUGACAGCAAAGCUGUUUAGCAAGAUGGCCUGUGUCCUGGCCAAGAUGGACCGAGCAGUGUUCCCAAGUUUGGAUGAUGUUAGGGAGGCCCUGGGCAAGCAGGCUUCCAGUCACUACUUACCCACACGUGGACUGACCUACACAGUUUUACCCAGCCGGGUUAAGAAUUUGGCCCAAUUCGGAGCAUCUAUCAAUGACCUGUGCAGAGCAGUCCCCACCUACUUUGCCCAGCAGCAGAAAGAAGGUACUGCCCUGGCAAUGGACCCAAACUCCUGCUCUGAGGUCCAACUUCUGUCUUUCAUGGGCCUGUCCAUCUGUGGUGAGAUCCCUGGGCUCUGA